AUGUCCGCUGUUACGAUGAUCCAAAGUCUUCCGCGGAGGUACGAAAACACGUUUCCGCCUAAUGAGCAGCAACGGUUCGGGGAUCGCGGCGGGAACCAUCGGCAGAUUCACGAGGGGCACAUCAUCAUCACUCCGGUCCUGCAAGACGAGCAGUCAUCCUUCGGCGCUCAAAUCGACGGAAUUGACUGGUCAUUCCCGCUUCCCGCCGAUGAUAUUGAAAAACUCAAGAAAAUUCAAGACAAAUACGGCGUCUUGAUUUUCCGCAAAACUGGCCUGGACAACAAAGGACACAUAGAAUUCGCUCAGAAACUAGGCCAGGAGCUUGAGAUCAACCCUUUCUUCUAUGGCAUUGAGAACGACCGCAUAGGUGAUCCACUACUGUGGGACGUUAGCAAUAUCAAUCUCGACGGCACCACUGUACAGCCCAACCAGAGACGAUGGGAUCACAGCUUAGGCAAUGCUUUGUGGCAUACGGACUCUUCUUUCCACCAACAGAGAUCAAAGUACUCGCUGUUACUAUCCCAUGGCAGUCCCGUUAAAGGCGGCUCGUGGACUCAUUUCGCUGAUACGGCACGAGCUUAUGCUGAUCUGCCCCGAUCCAAGAAGGAUGAGUUGGAGGAUCUAAUUGUCGAGCAUGACCUGUGGCACUCUCGCCGGUUGGCCUCCCCACAGGCCUUUGCACAACCUCUGGACAACGAGCGAGCGGCCGAGAAGUCGGCAUACCACCGUCUUGUCCAAAUUGGGCCGGACGGGAAAAAGACACUCUAUCUGGCCGCGCACGCCAAGCUGGUACUGGGUCGCAGCUUUGAGCAGAGCCAGAAGCUGAUUUGGGAGCUCAUUGAUCACUGUACACAGCCAAAGGUAACCCUGAAGAGAACGCCCAUAAAACUGUCCUGA
Colletotrichum chrysophilum is the source of this 897-nucleotide messenger RNA. RefSeq lists its product as uncharacterized. The transcript is spliced from 4 exons. Lineage: Eukaryota; Fungi; Ascomycota; Sordariomycetes; Glomerellales; Glomerellaceae. Gene Ontology annotation, molecular function: oxidoreductase activity. The record is from RefSeq and is a predicted model, not a curated record. The coding region runs from base 1 to 897 and encodes 298 amino acids.